AUGUUUAGAAAGAAAUCCAAGAAUUUACCAAUUUAUGAAAACGAAUCACAUUAUAAAGCCAAUAUAACUGGAAAUCUAAAAAAUCCCGAUCAUCAUUUUUCAUAUGACUCGAGUAUUUCAAGUAAAAACUUGAUGUUUAAUAAAAAGUUAACUGGCAAAUCUAAUCAAAAUAAAGCUUUAAGUUUAAUUCACAAAAUGAAUAUAUUCUCACGUAAUAGGCGAACUAUCAACAGAAAAGUCAAUUAUAAUGAAUAUGUUGAUUCAGUUCAAUUUGAUAUACCUAAUGAUGAGUCUAUGGAAGAAAAUGGAUCACUUAACUUGAGUCUUUCUCCAACGCAUAAAUCAGAAUUCGAUAGUAGAAACACUUCUCCUAUUUAUUGUGAUCGAAAAUCUGAACAGCAUUGUAACUCUAAAGUCACUAGACUAUCCACAAAAUCUAUAUCAAAAACAGAUUCACAAAAGAAUGAUCCACUCCACACGGAUAUAUACGCGCAUGAUAAUAGCAUAUAUGGGUGUACAACUAUAAGUGAAUCAUCUGGAUUUAAAGAACAACAAGGUGCAAUUUCAUCCUCAUUACCAUUCACAAUCCCGGAUCCAACUGCUUACAGAGAUUUAGAUAAUGCUAGUCCUGAAACUAUUGCGCUAUGUCGUCGUCAUUCAUGUCACUAUUGCUUCUAUGUUUAUUUUCCAUCAUCAACUGUAGAUGAUUGUUUAUUACCAUUUCGAAGAAAACAUUUCCAAGAUAAAUUUUCACAAUUAAAACAUUCACAAUAUAUUAAUGAAAUUAAACAAACUAAAUAUGCACAAAAUAUAUUUUCUGAUCGUCGUAUUCAUUCAAUUGAAAAACAAUCUGGUACGCAAAUACAUUUAAGUGAACUUUAUUUAAGUAUAAUAUGUAUUAAAGGUAUACCAUGUCGACGUUUAACUAUAGCAGGUCCAUCAUUUGUUAAUAUUUGUUGUGCAUUAAAUUUAUUAGAAAAUUUAUUACCAAAUAUUAUUAAAGGUGCUAUUUUUCCAUAUCGAUUACCAGAAGGUUUAUCAACACGUUUUCCAUCUGGUUCAAGAUGA
Schistosoma guineensis is the source of this 1068-nucleotide messenger RNA. NCBI's taxonomy places the organism in Eukaryota, Metazoa, Platyhelminthes, Trematoda, Strigeidida, Schistosomatidae. The record is from the annotation of a GenBank genome assembly.